Ostrinia nubilalis (European corn borer) is the source of this 1122-nucleotide messenger RNA. Its product is annotated as zinc finger protein 555-like. The record is from RefSeq and is a predicted model, not a curated record. The coding region runs from base 1 to 1122 and encodes 373 amino acids. Lineage: Eukaryota; Metazoa; Arthropoda; Insecta; Lepidoptera; Crambidae. The transcript is spliced from 7 exons.
AUGUCAUUUCAGGCAAUCCAAAAAUCAACUACAGAUCAAGAAAGUAAAACAAAUGUCACAUCAAAAGGAAGGACGUCAGACGUGGAUGACUUCGGGGAGUCCGAUGAAGAGCCUUUGAAGAAGAGAACAGAGGCAGAAGAUACCGAAGCAAAGAAAUACAAGCCCAAGGGGAGGAGAAAAAAGAAAAAUAAGACUGAGGACUCGAAACCCAAGAAAGCUAAAGGCAAGAGGGAGAAGCCUCCAGGAGUGGUGGAGCACCCUCGCGUGCUGAGGAAGCUGGAGCAGCUGAAUGUGCCGCGCGGACGGGUCGAGAUGGUCGUGCUGAGCUGGGAAGAGGUGGAGCAAGAGAGACAGAAAGCCUUACAGAGCGAGUCUUUCACUCGGCACGAGUACCGCUGCGCCUUGUGCGCGCUCGGCUUCAACCACCGCUUCAAGCUGCUCAACCAUAUGAAGAAACACGAGCCCUCUGCGGGCGCGCUGGCGUGCCACGCGUGCGGCACGCGCUGCCGGGACGCGCACGCGCUUACUGCGCACAAACGCAGGCAUCGCGUCAGAUGGCGCUGCACAGUGUGCGGCGAGCUUAGCUCCCGCGCGGCGGUGGCGGCGGAUCACCACGCGCGCGCGCACGGCAGUCAAACUCCCACACACACCUGCAGCCUGUGCGGACACACCGCGCCGACUUUAGGCAAGCUGCGGAAUCACAUGAAGAAUCACUCGGAAAGACCGAAGUGCGACCUCUGCGGGAAAACGUUCCGGGACAAAGCCUCCCUGCGGACACAUUUGUUCAUCCACGGCGGCGAGAAGGAGUACGCGUGCGGGCGCUGCGGCAAGCGGUUCCUGUUCAAGAAGGCCAUGCAGCUGCAUCUCGUCACGCACGACGCGCCCGCCCAUCUCUACUGCCAUCAGGUCAGCUACUGCCAUCAGGUCAGCUACUGCCAUCAGGUCAGCUACUGCCAUCAGGUCAGCUACUGCCAUCAGGUCAGCUACUGCCAUCAGGUCAGCUACUGCCAUCAGGUCAGCUACUGCCGUCAGGUCAGCUACUGCCGUCAGGUCAGCUACUGCCGUCAGGUCAGCUACCGCCGUCAGGUCAGCUACUGCCAUCAGGUCAGCUACUGCCAUUAG